Brassica rapa (field mustard) is the source of this 3547-nucleotide messenger RNA. Its product is annotated as BEL1-like homeodomain protein 11. NCBI's taxonomy places the organism in Eukaryota, Viridiplantae, Streptophyta, Magnoliopsida, Brassicales, Brassicaceae. Gene Ontology annotation, molecular function: DNA binding. Gene Ontology annotation, biological process: regulation of DNA-templated transcription. The record is from RefSeq and is a predicted model, not a curated record.
CUGUUUCCUAAAGAGUUUAUUUUGAUAUUCUUACACCUAUUAAAAAAAUAAUUAAGAUACACUUUUGUUUUUAUUAAUUAUGCAUAUUUAGUCAAUAAUAUUUGAGAUAUAUUAAAAUUAUUUAUAAGAUUAAUAAUUAAUAUUAAACAUAAACUCAAUAUUAAUUAUAUUAAAAUUGUAAAAUGAUAUUUUUAUGUAGCAAAAAGUGUGAAAUAAGUAAACUAAGCCAGGUUUGGUUGUUGCCGUUCAAAAAAAAAAAGCCAGGCUUGGUUGUUAUUGUGAAUUUUCAGAGAAAAUACAAGUAUCAGCUGGUUAUAACUUUAUAUAGAAUGAUAAAAAAUAUCGUUAUUUUUGUAUGUCAAUCAACACAAAAUUUAGACAACGAAAGAUAUACAUUAACUGAAAAUGUGAGAUAACAUUAUUAAAAUUGGGAGAAUUCCUUUAAAACUGUUACAAAAAAAAAAAUCCCUUUAAAACCACUUAAAAGUAAGCUAAUCUUUGGAUUCUUCGAUUACUUUGAGUAAGUCCACACAAUCCAUUUCAAAAUUAUUGAAUGAAAACAUCAAAAAUAAUAAAUUAAAACAUCCUUUCUCGUCUAACUAAACAUAUUCCACCCAAAAAAUCAUAAAAUGAAUGCCAACGAUGAAACUGAAGAAUAAUAAUUUCAUCAAUUUAAUUUUUAAUAUUUCCUGUUUGGUCAAAAUAAGUAACGCUUAAAUAGUGAAAACUAUAGUAGCUUAUUAAACUAGAACUAACAAAAUGGCUUAAUAAAAUGUUUGUAUUAUUAUCUUUUUUGCUCUAUUAAUCGAGUGUGGAUGAAGAAACAUAUACUUCAAAACUCCAAUUAAAAAAAAAACAAAAAUGGGUUAGAGGUGUUUUAGACAGUGUUUAUAUAUAAAAUUAUGGAAUGGUAUUAUUUUUUUUUUUAUUUUUUUUUGUCAUCUAUGGAAUGGUAUUAUAAGACUAAUAAAUUAAUAGAAGCUAGGAAUAAGUUGAAGACUCGAAGGCCUAUUGGAUGUGUUGCAAGUUGAUGUAGGAAUAGUGAGAAGCCAAAGCAAUGUCUUCAAAAUCUUUGCAGUGCCUUCUCAACAUCUACGAGUUGUCCUAGUUAGCAGCUACUAUCAACGAAUAUACACACACUAUUCUUAAAGUUUCCAUGUUCCUUUGCCUUUAUGUCUCAGACGCAGACAAAGUCUCUGAAAUUUCCAAUAAAUAAUAGAAAUCAUGAAUUUAAUAAAAGACUCUGAUUGAACCAGAUUUUUUUCCUUUUUUAACCGAGUUUUGUAUAUGGACGUUCAAUGAGGUUGAAACUCUUUUUGGAUUUUAGAACAUUUUAAUCUCCAAACUUUAAGUUUGAAGAGUAGUGGAGUGUAUACAGAUUAUUAAUUCCCUAGGCCCUAAUGAUUUUUUUUCAAAGCUCUAAUUUGUAAAUGAUAAUCGUCACUGGUAACAUUAACAGUUCUUAAUUUAUAGAGUUGUAACAAUCUUAAAGAGUUAACUAAAUGGCUACUUAUCAAGGAAGAACUUAGUGAUAUUAUACAUUUUCAAAAAAUAUAUUUAGAUAUUAAAAAUAGGAUAGCAUAUAGAAAUUAACAUAUGUUGUUUGCAUGUGUGUGUCUUUUUCUCUCUCUCUUUUUUUUUUUGAAGUUCCCAACAAAGUUCGAAGCUCAGAAAGGGAACUGUGGCUACUGAUGCAAUGCAAGGUUAGAGGAAGCAUUUAUGCAAAAAGCCUGUUGCUUCGUGCUCAGAGGAGAGGGACCAUAUAUAUUUGAAUCCCUUUCUACUUUCUUUUGACAAAGAUAUACCAAUUUUUUUUUUUUUUUGGACUGGUGUUAAUUCAUUGUUUUAUUUAACUAUUUAAUUAUUUAUUAGUACUAGUCUUAGUAGGGGGAGGUAUAGGUAAGCAAUACAAAGUGCUUUUCCUGCAGGCUUCAGCAUUGGCUCUCACUCUCUAGGUGGUUCGUGAUUUCAAAAUCUUCAGUGCUUUUCUUGCGACAAUAGUUGUGAAAUAUAAAACCAGCUUUGACCACUGAUUACCUCGAGUAGUGUUUUUCAACGUAUGUGACACAAUACAUGGUCUUCUCGACUAAUGGCCUACCUCAGUAAACAACACAAAAUCAGUGAAAAACUUCAAUUUUGCUAGAAAUUCUGAGGUAAUCUCUGGAUAGACCACUAAUGGUAACUAGCAACUAGGUUUCAACAGCUAUCUCCGCUACAGGCCUACAAGUCAGCUUAACAGUUCUUUAAAAUCAAAUAUGCAUUUAUAUAUAGAUAUUGCUUUGCUUAUUUGUUAAUAUUUAUAUAUGUGGAGGGAAAAAAGUAAAGUAACAGUGCCCAUAAAGCUUUUGUUUUCACUCUUUUUCUUGACUUGUUUUCUCUCUGGGUAGGAAGACGAUGGAGGAGUUUAGGGUAAGACACGAGUUUUCAUCUACGACUAGUGUUUCGUUGGUAACAAGAUACGUCAAGGCAGCGCGGUGCCUUUUAGAAGAAGUUAUCGACAUGGGUGGUAGAGAGGUUGAUCUUUGCAACGACGUUCUUAUCCAACAACUGUUUCCAGGAAGAAGAAGACCCGGUUUUGGCUUGUCCUCUGAGAUCAAAUCUGAACUUUGUAACUCAGGUUUCAUGUCUUUGCCUGAGAAUCAUGAGCUUCAUAUCAAAAUCACCAAGCUUCUCAGUUUGUUGCAACAGGUAGAUGAGAGGUUUGACAUAUACUGCAAUCAAUUGGAGCAAGUGAUAUCAUCAUUUGAGGAAGUAGCAGGAGAAGGAUCAUCAAAACUAUACACCGGUUUAGCACUUCAAGCCAUGACUCGACAUUUCGGUUCUCUCCAAGAAGCUAUCCUCUCUCAGCUCAACUCUCUUCGUAGGAGAUUCAUCAUCUCUCAAGAUUUUGUUCCCAAGAUCGUGACCUCUGGUUUGUCACAGCUCAGCUUGUUCGAUGGGAACACUCCAUCAUCGCUUCAGCGUCUCGGUUGGGUUCAAGGACCUCAGAGACAUGCUUGGAAACCCAUCAGAGGCUUGCCUGAAACUUCUGUUGCGAUUCUCAGAGCUUGGCUCUUUCACCAUUUCCUGCAUCCUUAUCCGAGUGAUGCAGAGAAGCUGAUGUUGGCGUCUCAGACAGGGCUUUCAAAGAACCAAGUAUCAAACUGGUUCAUAAAUGCUCGAGUUAGACUCUGGAAACCAAUGAUAGAAGAGAUGUACAGGGAAGAGUUUGGAGACUCCUCAGAUGAAUCCAUGCAAAGAGAAGGCAAUGAUGAUUCAAACUGACUUAUUAAAGAACAGAGUCUUGCGCCAUCUAACUCGAUCUUUUGAUGAGUUUGUUAGUCAAUUUUACACCUUCUUUAUGUCUAUCUUAACUCUUCCCAAACACCAGCAUUGUUAUGUAAACUGGACCGAGUUUCUUCGCUUCGUUAGUUUUAGUUCUGGUUGAUAUCUCCUUGUUUAGGUAUACCAGAAGCAUGAAUUUUAAGGAUUCUCAUUCUAGAUCGGCAUUACACAAUGGGAUCUCUAAAAAGUACACCUAAUCCAUUAGGAGAGACUAUAAAUCACA